UAGAUUGUUUGCUAAUUAAUAAAUUUGUUAACCCAAACAUAAAAUAAAUAAAUAUAUAAAUAUAUAUAUAGAUUAUUGAUAAUAGAAAGUAAAAAUAUGAAUUUUGAUUAUAGUAUUAAAUUUUAAUAAGGAGAUUUAUCAACUAAAAAGGAUGAUCAAAACACUCAGAGAUCAGAUUAUGAAUUAUAGAAUAGCUAUUAUGAUCAAAAUUUAUAUGGUCCUCUAAGUAAUUAAAUGAAUAAUCAUAGCAGAAACAAUUAUAAUGAUGAUUAAUUUUAGUAAAAUAAGAGAUCUUCUUCAUAAAAAAGUGAAAAAUAUGAUAGAAAUGACAUUUAAAAUGGAGAGAUUUAAAAUUUAAAUGCAAAUAGCACAGAUAAAAGUAUAAAUCGCGUUCAAAAAAAAGACGCGUAAGAUGCUACUAGUGGAAAUUAGAAAUUAAAAAGAGAGAUGCAAGAAACAAUAAAUGAAAAUGAAGAAGAAAAAUCUUAAAUUGUAAUUCAAGAAAAUGCAAAUUUUGAAGACAAUAAUUAAUUUUAGCAGUUUAUAGGACAUAAUUUAAUAAAUGAAAGUUAAAAUUAAAAUCUAAAUUUCUAUUUUUAAACAUAUCAGAAUUUUUAGUGCGAUUUAUAAAAUUCAGAAAGAGACCAAAGAGAAAAUAUCACCUAAUAAUCACAUAAUCAAUAGUUAAGAAAUAAUAUUUAGUUACAAAGCAAUAGCAAUCAUUAGCAUAAUCAAAUUAUAAAAAAUAAUGGUUUUGAAAGAUAAUCAUCUGUAAAGUAAAUGCAUCCUAGAAAAACUUCAGAAUAGAUAAACAAUAAUGACAUUAUUAAUAUUCAAAGCUAAUAAGAUACUCAUAAUUAAUUUUAAAAUAAAGAUAAUAAUUUAUAUUAAAGUGGGAUUAACUAAACUUCGUAAGAAGGUAUUUAGGAUCAGUAUUGCUUUUAAGGCAUAAAUACAAUAGAAUCUUAAUAAAAAAUGUAAUAAAAUCCAUAUAUUUACGAGUAACAAACACAGAACAAUUCCAAAAGUUCUACCAAUAAAAAAAAUCUUGUAUUAAAAAGGUAAUAUUUUGAUGUAGAACCAUCGAAGGUUUUAGAAAAUUAGCAGAAGAAUAGAGGUUAUUAAAGUAAUGAUGAAAAACAAGAGAUGUGUAAAUAUAAUUUAUAGUAUGGAGUUUGUGAAUCAUAAUCAAACUAAUUCAAAUAAUCAAAAUCUUAAUUUCAAUAUUAAGGAUAAGAAGAAGAAGAAGAAAAAGAAUAAAAAAUGAAUAAUUAAUUCUCAUAUGGAAUGAAUUCCUUACAAAAAAACACUAAGGAUUUAAUAUUCACAAAUAAUUAAAAUAACAACAAAUUUUAUGAUGAUGAUAAUUAAAGUACUCAGUUAUUAAAGGAAGUGGAUAAUUUUUAAUUUCAAUAAUCAUAAGAACCUGAUCAGCAGGAUUAAGAAAAAUAAAAAUUACAAGUUUAGCUGGAGUGUAAGUAUGAUCAUGAAUUUCAAAAUUUAAUUUACAAGUAUACCGAUCCAAAUUAUUCAAAACAAUUAAAGCAAAAAAUUGAAUUUAAUAAUUAAAAAGAAUACUUGCAAGAAAUGCUAAAUUGCUAAUUAGAAAAUGAGACAAAAUAUAUUAGAAAUCAAAAGGACAAUUUUAAGUAAGCUUAAGUGUUUCCAUUUAAUUUUAAAAUUCGAAAGAUUAAAUUUGAAGAAUAAGGACUGAUUGUUUAAGGGAUUGCAGAAUUUAAAUAAGAUAUAAACUUAAAAUAAUAUAUAAAUAAUAAUUUAGUUAUAAAUCAAAACAAAAACGAGUUCACUUCAUAGAUUUUAUCCUUCAGUAAAAAUUGUAAUGAUAAUAUAAAUGAUAGUAAAGAUUUUGAAAGCGAAAAUAAUGAUGAAGAAGAAGAAAAUUCAUUUGCUAAUUUAGGCUUAAAUUAUGCAGAAUAAAAUAAAUAACCUUAAAAUAAAAAAGACUAAAAAACUUAUAAUAUCAAAAUGAAAGUACAUAUUAACUAAAUUAAUGGUAUUCCAAUUAUCUUGCAGUUCUAUUCUCAACAAGAGUCAAGAUAGAAAUUAGAAUUGAUUUUAUUUUAAAUUCAUUCUAAGGAGAUCAAAAAUAAUUUUUUUAUCUUAAAAUCUUUAAUUGAUGAUGAUAGCAAGAAUAACUCGAUUGAAAGAAUUAUAAAAAAUUAUAAUUAAAUGGAUAAAAAUACAAAUAAUGAAUUUGAACUUCCAAAUUACAGUUUUCUUAAAGACAUUGACAAAAAAAUAUUUUUUAAUUGUAUUGAGCAAAAAGCAAAUUCAUUAAAUGACUCGUAUGACCUAAAUUAAUCUCAAAUUGAGUGCAUUAAGUUUAUGCUAACUAGAAGUGUUGCAUUAAUUCAGAAUCCUAAAAUCUUCAACUAAAUAAAGUAAAAAGAAGAUAUUUAAGAUAAUUUAAAUUAAUAGAAUAAUCGAUAAUAAUUUUAAGGUAAAUAAAACAAGAAUAAUAACUUAAAAAAAAAUAAUAUCAACCAAAAUUAAAAAUUUAAUGAUGAUUUAUUCUUCAAUUUUUAAACUCAGUUUGAAGCAUUAAAAAUAUUGCUAAAUUUUUAUUCUAGAUAAGAAAAAAGAAAACCUAUUCUAAUAAUUUGCUCAAACAACUAAGUCAUAUAGUAGUAUAAGUUUAAGCUGCUUUAAUAUUAAGGAAUUUAUGAAUUUAGUAGCAAAUACUUAGAAAGUGAAAAAACCCUAAAGUUUAAUAGUUUAUAUAGACUAAGCAAAAUAAUUGAAAAAGAAAAGUAAAAGAAUCCAUAGAAAUUUACAAAUAAAAUCAAGGACAUAAAUGAUACAUGGAAAUUCUUAAUUAAAUAUAAGUCUAAAAUGGUUUAAAGAGUAAUUAAACUCUAAGAGCUGAAGGCAUUCUAAGAUUAAUUCAAUUAGUAAGAAAAAGUCCAAAAGAUUAAUUUCUCUUCAAAGAUUACUCAGUUGCUAAUAAAUGAAUACUUCAAAGAUGCUACAGAUAAUGUAAGGAGUGAUAAAAUCGAACUUGAAGAAAAAAUAUUUGAUUCAUGGAGUUAGCUAGACCUUAAUUCUCAAAAAAUAAAGGAAAUAAUCAAAAUUGAUUUAACGGAUUAAUAAAUAAAAAUAAUUGACUAUAAUUUAAAUCAACUAAGAGAACAGAAAAAAUUUUAUGAUAAGAAUUUUAAUUCAGAUUAUUUUAGAAUUAUACCAGUAAUUUUCAACUUAGAAGGAAAAUAAUUAGAUAACUCUCCGGAAUCUUUUUCAGAGUUUUUCAAUAGCUUCCAAAAGCUGAGCUAAAUAAAUUAUUAUCACAUGAUGUCUAUCUUAGACUUUAUUUUCUUUUAUUAAGCUAAGAAUAGCUUAACAAAAUUUUUUCAAAAAUUUGAAAGUAGUAUUUUAGAUGAUUAAAAAAGUCUAACUGAAUAUAUAGUCUCUAAUUUAAAUAAGCAGGAUGUCAUUUUGGCAACAGUUGAAGAGUCAAUAAUUCAUUACUAAGCAUUAAAAAACAUAAAUCCAGAAAUAAUUAUAGUAGAUGAAACUUUAGUAUAAAAAAAGGAAUACUAAACGACUCACAUAAUUUCUUCUUUUCAGCCAAAGCAUUUGAUAUACUUUGGAGAUUUGUUUUAAUUAAAAUUAAUACCUAGCUCUAAUUAGCUAGAAAUAAGCGGAAGAAAUAUUUUUAAUUAAUUUGAAAGACUAGAGAAACUUCAUUUUCCUUUUUUUUAAAUUAUUAAAUAAAUAAAUAAUAAUACUUUAUAAGUAUUUGAUGAUGAAUAUGAUGAUAAAGAAUUAAAAAGUUUUAAUAAAGUUGAAAUUUUUUAAUAUGAAUUUGAAAUAUCUUCUUAAUAUAUAAUUAUUAUUGAAAGUAUUAAGCAGUAAAAAUAAUACAUUUCUGAUCUUAUGAGCAAAAUUAUCUAACAAAGGAAUGAAAAUAAUAAUCAAAAUAAAGAAAACUCUUUAAAGCUAGAAACUAUUUACUACAAUAAAAACAAUGAUUUUCUUAUCAUAACUUGCCGUCAAACUAAUACUUAAAGCAUUUUAAAUAGAAAAAUUUAAAGUUACAAAAUAGAAUUUGAUAAAGUAAAUGAGGAUCUUAAUCGACCUCUUUUAGCUCAUGUAGCAAUUUAUUUAGAUUAAAACAUCCCUAAACACAACUUUAAAUAUAUUAAACUAAAAUAUAAAAAAAUAGAUUAUCAAAUAUAAUAAAAAUAAAUUUAAAUUGAAAAUUAAAUCAAUUAAAGUUAUUAAAGUGAUUAAAUUUUAAAUCCAAUAAAUAAUUAUGUUUCAUAAUAAGAGCAAGAUAGUAGAAAAUCUUCAAAAGAAAUAGAUGAAAUUGAAAAUAAAAGUAGUCUUAAUGAUAGUGAUAGUGAUAGUGAUAGGGAUAGUGAUAGUGGUGAUGAUGAUGAUAAAGAAAUAGUAGAAGAAGAAUCAAAAAGCUAAUAUUAAGAAAAAUAUUAGAAUAAAUAAGAAAAAUCAUAAGAAUAAAUAAUAGAUCAUAGAUCAUAUAAUGAAGAUGAAGAAGGAGAAGGAGAAGAAAAAAAAGAAAUUAAUGAGAUACAAAUAAAAAAAUAACAUCAGAAUGAGAUUCAUAUGAAAUGUUAUGAAGAAAAUGAUGUAAACAUAGAAGAUAUAAUUGAGAGAAAAGAGGAAUUCUAAUAAAUAACAAAUAAGAAGAAUAAGAAAAAGGAAAAACUAUCAAAAUAAAAGCAGAGAAAUAAUAUUUUACCAAAUGAAUUUACAAAUUAAAAUGGUGAUGAUGAUUCAUAUGAAUCUGAAGAAGAAAUUUCUUAUGAUAAAGAGUAUGAAUAAGCAUUUAAAAAUGCAAAAUAAUCGUUUAAAGAUAUUCUCUAUUAGAAGGAGCAUUCUAUUUUUGUUAAGAAUUUAGUUCUACUUGAAGAAAAUUUGAUAAAAUUAAUUAGAUAAAAUAAAUUUUUAUUAUAAAAAUUAGAUUAUGUUCUCUUGUGCUUUAUAGAUAUAUAAGAUUAAAACACUGAAACAGCCUCAAUUGAUGAAUAAUAAAUUAACUAUUAUAUAUAAGAGUUUUAAUAAAAAAUUAAUACAGCCUCAAUUAAUGAAUAAUAAACUAUCAUUGAUCUUCAAGAGUUUUAUUAAAAUAUUUUGUAAACUUAAUGCAAUUUUAAAGUUUUUAAAAAUAGUAGGAUUAUAGAAUUGAUAGAUAUCUCUGGCAAACAUUUGGAAUAAUAAUAAUUCAAAAUCCACGAUGACGAUUAAAAAGUGUUUUAAAAUAAUUAAAGAAAAAUUAAGAGAUUAAAUUUGGCUAAGGAGUAUAAAACUUAAAUUAUUGAUUUUUACUGGGUCAUAAUUUAGUUUUUAUUGUAAGGUUUUAAGUAUUACAAAGUUUUAUAUGAGAUAAAUAAUUUAUCAGUCAAAAUAAAAUAUAAGAAAGAUAAUUUCGAAGACAUAAAGUUCUCUUAUGAAUAAAUUAAUUGCAAAGAAAAUAAAUAAUCAGACGAUAUUCAAAAUCUAAAUUCUUAUUUUAAAGAAAUUUUUGCUUAGGAGUAUGUGCCUUUCAUCUUUAUUUUAACCUAUUCCAAAGAUAAUGGUUGGAAUUUUUAAUAAUUUUCUGUUGAAGAUAAUUUUUUUGAAUUAAAAUAAUAAUUUUCAUUAGCAUUUAUCUUGGUUUAAAAUAAUAAUAAUGAUGAAUAAAUUUAAAACAAUAACAAUCAAAAUGAAAUUAAAAAAAAUAAAGAUAAAAUAUAAGAACUUAAUUAAAUAAUGAAAUUAAAUUCAGAAACUUUGAAAUCAAUAGGUAUAGUGAGUAUAAUUAAUAAUAUUUGA
Molecule: messenger RNA, 5793 nt
Organism: Tetrahymena thermophila SB210
Lineage: Eukaryota; Ciliophora; Oligohymenophorea; Hymenostomatida; Tetrahymenidae
Exons: 5
Source: RefSeq, a predicted model, not a curated record